UCUCUUUUUCUGAUUUGCAUAUAGGGUUAUCGUUACCAUCUUUUAUUUUAUAACUUUUAAGUAAUCCUGACAGAGUUGUGUAAGGGUUUGUUUUAAUCCCUAGGUUUUUAACCUUAACAUAAAGAAAAUUGUUAUUUUAUUCUUAUUUCUCUUUUUAUCAUAAAUAUCAGAAUGUACUAUAUAUGUUUUCAGCUUCUUUAGAGAUUAUUCAUAUUCGGAGUUGGCAUUUUGACUAGCUUAAUUUAUCUUGAUCCUUAGAUUCUAUAUUUAAUCAACAUCUAACACUAUGCCUUGCACAUAGUAGGCACUCAAAAAACAUGUCCAGUGAAUCAAGGUAUAUGAUAUGGUGCUCUUAAUUAUAUUUCAUAAGUUUCCUUUCUUAACUCCUCCCUUUUACCUCAAAUAUAUUGCCCUUUUUCGAUAUUCCUUUUCUUUCUGGCUUCAUAGUCUUCAGUAUUCUGUUCCAAUGUAAUUGCUUUGCUGUUUUCUCUUUCUUGAACUUCUUGGAAAGUUUAAUGGCCCUCAGUCUUUUUCUGAGACUCAUAUACUUGCUAUUUUGUAUUUGCCUACUUUCUCUUAGAAAAUAUCUCUCUUCCCCUUCUCUUUUGAUCUAUCUUAAUUUCUAUUGAAAAAACCGUCUUUGAGGCUGUUUAUUGUUUUUGUCUUUUUCACUAUUUUCAUUGUGGUUUUCCCAUCCUGAGCAACUAUUUAGUUGUUACUUUGUAAAUAAUAAACAUAAUUUUAUGUAUUCUGUGUUUUUAGUCUAUUGAAGACAAUGAAGUAUAUUUGCCUAAUGAUGAGAUUUGGACCUAUGAUAUUGAUAGUGGGUUGUGGUAAGUAAUUUUACAUUGCUUAAUGUCCAAUCUUAAUAUCUGUUACAACUGUUAUCAUAGACAACAGGAGAUCUGAGACCGUGCUCAGAACAUACUGCAAUAUUAUGUUGUCUCCCUUUCCUUUUCCUUCAGUGCUUUAUUCCCUCUGGAUGUUUCUCUCCCCAGAUCCCUUCCUCCCUUCAUUUGUUGUCCUUUACUGUUCCUAUCUGAAGACUUUGUUUUGUUCUACUAUUUCCCAAUUCUGGUGACAUGAGAAGAUUUUGUAACUUUUUUCCUCAGUAGGUUGCAAAGUCUUUACCAUGGAUCUUCUUAUAGUUUUCAGAGUAUUGGCUACCAUGAUAUCUUAAUUGGAAUUGUCAGUGACAAUUUUCAUUGAAAAAGUACUGAUGGAGUUCAAAAGGAAUUUUAAUUUGCCUUUCUGGAAAGUUACGGCUUCCCACGUUGUUCUUGCUGCAGGACAAUGCACCUCAUGGAAGGAGAACUGCCUACCUCCAUGUCAGGAAGCUGCGGUGCUUGCAUUAAUGGAAAGCUGUACGUUUUUGGAGGAUAUGAUGACAAAGGAUACAGCAAUCGACUUUAUUUUGUUAAUUUGCGAACAAGAGAUGGAACCUACGUUUGGGAAAAAAUCACCAACUUUGAAGGGCAACCACCCACACCACGUGAUAAACUUUCCUGCUGGGUUUAUAAAGACAGAUUAAUAUAUUUUGGCGGCUAUGGGUGUAGGAGACAUAACGAACUCCAAGAUUGCUUUGAUGUUCAUGAUGCAUCUUGGGUACGUCCGCCAGAACUAUUCAUAGCUCAGACUGGCUUCUGUAUGACAGAAGAGCAGAUAUUCUGGGGAUGGCAUAAUGAUGUUCACAUAUUUGACACAAAGACACAGAGUUGGCUUCAACCCGAAAUUAAACAAACUAGGAUGAAUGAUUUGCACUAUCUAAACUUAGAUACCUGGACCUGGUCUGGAAGGAUUCCUAUUAAUGGAGAAAGCCCUAAACAUCGGUCAUGGCAUACUUUAACACCAAUAGCUGAUGAUACUCUUUUCCUGUUUGGUGGACUAAGUGCAGACAAUAUUCCAUUAAGUGAUGGUUGGAUUCAUAAUGUCAUAACUAACUGUUGGAAACAGCUCACACAUUUACCUAAAACAAAACCCAGGUUAUGGCACACAGCCUGUUUGGGAAAAGAAAAUGAAAUAAUGGUAUUUGGUGGGAGCAAAGAUGAUUUACUUUCCUUGGAUACAGGUCAUUGUAAUGAUUUAUUGAUCUUUCAAACACAGCCUUAUUCAUUGCUCAGGUCAUGCCUUGACUGCAUUGGUAAAAAUGCUAUAAUUUUAGAAAGUCAGAUAUCUUUAUUACCUCCUAAACUUCUCCAACAAGUACUCAAAAAAAUAACAUUUUGGACUGCAGCUAAUCACCGGGAAGAACAAAGAGCCCAAAAAGAAGAAACAGAAAAUAAAUAUCAGUGGAUCAGUAGCAAUUAAGUUGUUAUAUAUGCUAUAUGUUUAAUAUGUUUAAACAUUUUAAUCAGACUGUAUAUUUACCCCCCAAAUUGGAGGCUUUAUUUAGAAGAUAAAAUCUGAAACAGAAAUUCUAUGUUAAAGUGAUUGUAUGGCAUGAGAUAUAUGGAAAGAAGAUGUUAAUGGCAGAUUAAUUUAUAUUUAUAUUUGUAAAUUAAUUUAAUUGUAAGUUGCAGAAAAAAAAUCUACUUUCUGAAAGUAAGUACAAUUGUCAGAGAGUUUAACUCACUGUGUCCUCUUUACAGGAAAGAUUAUACAAAUUUGAGAAGAAUUAAGAAAUUACACCCAAGGAUUUAGGGAUUCUCCAAUAUAAAGACAAAUAGAUAUAUAAAAACACUUCAUGUCAGCUUUCAGAAAGAACAGAUUUUUCUCAAGUCACUUUAAAGUCACCUAAAGUUUCCCAUUAAUUAAUUCAGUUAUUUAAAGAACUUCUCCUUACAUAACUAAUGUAGCUGGCCAAAACGAGAAAAUAGGCAGGCAGUGGUAUGGGAUUAAAUAUUGAACUCCUUUUAGCAUUUAUCUAGUAAAGUAUUCUUGGUCAUCUUUAUUUGAGUAGGGAAAUGAAUGUCUUCAUUGUCUUUCUGUUACCUCUAAGUUGUUAGAUUGUCCCAUUUUCUCUGUAUAUAUAAAGACAAUGUUUGAAAGUGUUACAGUGGAGAUUUAUCAUACAGGGUUUGAAAUACUGAGAGGCAGCAUAGUUAUUAACUUUUGAGACACCUUAAAAUACAUUUUGUCUUGGGGGCGUACUUCUAAAGAGUAACCUUCAGUGAAUUAUGAAAUGGGAUGAUAACCUAGUAAUUUAUCUUUCUAGAAACUCAUUUUGGUCCACACCAUUCUACAGAGUUGGUGCUCAAGACCCAGGUUAUUCAAAAUAUGUUAUCUUACCAUUUGUUUUCAGUAUUAACUCCUUAUAAAGAAAUGGAACAUGAAUAUUUAUCUUUGUAGUCCUUAAAUAGUACUUUUUCCAUAAUUAAGAAGUUCUUCAUAUAUCACAGUCAUAUCCAUCCAUUAAAUUACUAAUAACAAGGAAUUGCUGAAAACUCGGUAUAUAAAAUUUCUCUCUACCAUACUACCAUGCAAGUUGGCUCUGCAAUUUAAAAUGUUAGAGUAAAUGUAUUUCUAUAUUGAAGUAUACAUGUAAUUUAUAAUGAAAAUUACAGUAGUUUGUAGAUCUUCUUAAAUUUUAGAGAUAUAUUUUAUAUAUAUAUAUGUACUGUAUUUUGGAUGUGUAAAACUUCUAUUUAUGUAUUGAAA
This is a messenger RNA of Odocoileus virginianus texanus, 3597 nucleotides long. NCBI's taxonomy places the organism in Eukaryota, Metazoa, Chordata, Mammalia, Artiodactyla, Cervidae. The record is from RefSeq and is a predicted model, not a curated record.